This is a messenger RNA of Colletotrichum lupini, 657 nucleotides long. RefSeq lists its product as uncharacterized. The transcript has 4 exons. Lineage: Eukaryota; Fungi; Ascomycota; Sordariomycetes; Glomerellales; Glomerellaceae. The record is from RefSeq and is a predicted model, not a curated record. Bases 1 to 657 code for a protein of 218 amino acids.
AUGUUGGACAUGGGAUCAUCGUCGGGGAUAUUGAGGAUCGUAUAUGGCCGAGGAUUCUUGCGCCAAUAUGCAUCUGUACAAGGGCCUGUGGCCGGCAUGGUCAAGACAAUCCGGCCCGGUACCGGUGUGCGCGCCGUGGGGGGGUCCCAGAUACCUUCGGUGAAGCUCGCCAGAUUGACAUUGCUCGGCAAUCUCGAGUUCGAGCGAACCAGCUGGAAUACUUGUGCCUUGCAUAAGGCUACAGAUGGGAAAGUUCCCGUGACAUUGGUGCUGGGGUGGGCGCCGGGGCCAAUCGAGGAGGUUCCUGAGUUCUCCGAGAUAGAUAAGGAACCGCGGUCCGCAUCAGUAGAUAUUCGUGGGGCCAUCGGGACGGACGUCGUUCCGAUACCAUCGCCAUCUACCUAUGCUGUGAGGCUACGCCGUCGUUCUCGUUUUCGCCAUCGUGGAGAGUGGAAACCUAGGAACAACAAAGACGAUCAGCAAAUAAGCCGUCAAACCCCCUACUGGCCGAUUGAUAAUCUUAGGUGUAGUGAAGAGUUUGUAAGACUUUCGCAAUCUGCAUCCGAACCGGACGGAGAAAAAGUUUACGUCUACGGCAGUACCAAAAGCCACAUGUGCCGAAGGAAGGAAUGGCCGAUCAACCCCGCGGCUUCCUGA